Mangifera indica (mango) is the source of this 1931-nucleotide messenger RNA. RefSeq lists its product as uncharacterized. The transcript has 4 exons. NCBI's taxonomy places the organism in Eukaryota, Viridiplantae, Streptophyta, Magnoliopsida, Sapindales, Anacardiaceae. Bases 248 to 1771 code for a protein of 507 amino acids. The record is from RefSeq and is a predicted model, not a curated record.
UUUUGUACAACAUUACAAAUCAACCUAUCAAUUUCUUUCAUUUUUUGUCACAAGUUGUCUAGUUAGACUUGGGCCGGGUCACCAUUAAAAAACCCGACCAAACCCAACCCUCGUCUGCCUCCUGGAAAAUUCAAUUGAAAGUAGUUGCCGUAAAAUCCCGCCUGGAGCUUAGGGAAAAAAAAAUUCAAAGUCUUAACAGAAACGCAAACUCGGAGACAGAUUCCAAUUCCGGUACACAGACACUGAGAUGCAGAGGAACGAUACGAAACAGAAAUCAAUCCGAAAACCGCUGCGAGAUUUAUCAAGUAACAACAACAUCAAAGAUGGAGGCGGAUGUUUUCCCAAAUGCGGGAACGCGAAGAAGAAAUCGAACGACAAUAAGCAAAUCGAAGAAGCGUCAGACAACAACGCACUCGAUCGCCUCUUGCUUGUUCAGUCCGAUAUUUCGAAACUUCUUCAACAGAUUGAUGAGCUAGUUAUGCAAGCGCUUAAAGUUAAGACAAUGAGCAAGGAGGGGAAAAAAGAAAUUGAAUCUUUCACUCAUGUCUUGUCUCAUAUGAGUUCCACUUUGAAGCCAUGGGUUCCCAGAUUCCAGAGGGCUCUCUCCAGUUCUGUUGAGUCUGAGAAUCGGUUGGUACAGGCAUUUGCAGGUAAAUCUGCUUUUGCUGCAGAUGAAGAUGAAAGAACUUGUGAGUAUGGGAGUCCAGAAGAUGACAAGGAGCACACUUUAAUCUCUCCUUCCCCCCUUGUGUCCUGGCGAGUCAAUUGCACUGUUGAAAGAAACAAACAAGUGUUUCUGCUCACACCUCUUCCUAUCUUGAAAGCUUUGUCAUCCAAACACCAAGAACAUUCCAAAUCACUAUUUGAAAGCAUUACUUCCAAUCACACCAUUGAGCUACCGCCAUUUGCAACUAUUUCGGGAGAUACAAAUGAUGAUUUGCUUGAAGGAGUGCCAAUAGAAGCAACUCCAAGGAAGCCUUCUGAAUGUCUAUCAGCUGGAAAAGGAAACACUCUAGAGUCUGCAUUUGUUGUUUCACCAAUGGUUCCAAAAGGAGACCACUCUAUGCUUAUGAUGACCCCAUGUUUAAAAAUGUCCCCUCCUAAAUCUUGUAUAUUGCUGGAGCCCAUUUCUGGGUGCACUCAUCGACCCUGGGACAAAGUUCGUAAGUCAACCCCAUUUCCUGUUGGAAUGCAUAAUUGCGGAAGUUCACAAUCUUCUGAAUCCUCAGGUAGUGAAGCUUCUGAGGACCUUGCUUUUAAGUAUCCAGAGCUACUAGGAAUUCAACAGGCUCGUAAAUCAGUAAUUCAGAAGAAAGAGUUUGAAACUUCACCAGAUUGGUCAUUCUCACCUCCUAAAAGUUGUGUUUUGUUGGAGCCACCUGAUGAAAAGUCACUGGAAAAUGUUGCUGAUGUUCACAACAUGCUAAUGACUUCUUGUGAUUUAAAUCAGCAGACAAAGCUCUCUGUAUUAGAUGAAAAAGAUGUUCCAAAAACCUCACAGCAAGCCAGGAAAUCGAUCCACCCAGGCAACGCAGCGAUUGUAGAAAGUACCCCGCUGUGGAAGGAACUGGAAAGCACAAUGAGAACAGGCAAGCUUCUCGGUGAGAAUACUCUAAAGAAAGAGUUGUGGACGAGGUUUGAGGCAGCAUCAAGUUUUGGGAUCCGCUACAAUGCCUCUGCAUUGCAAACGACUGCCAGGAAAGGAUUUCUUGACAUGCUGGAAGAAGCCUCUUUUGAUGAAGGAAGUUCAUUGAUCAAUAGUCUCAGAUAGCAAUUAGUGUUACGUUCUGUAAAUGGUGGCAUUUGUUGUAUGUUUUUGGAUAGUGUCGAGUGGCAUUUCAAAGUUGUCUUGGUGACAUGGUGUUAGCCCGGUUGUACCACCUUAAAUUAUGUAUUUUUUUUUAUAUUAAAAAAAAUCAAUUUUCCUCUGA